AACAUGUGAAGAGAGUUACGCAGCUGUCUACAGUUGUCAACAAGUAUGUGAAGAGAGUUACGCAGCUGUCUAUAGUUGUUGUCAACAAGUAUGUGAAGAGAGUUAGGGAGCUUGCUGUUCCAACAAUUUGUGGUUGAUGUAAGUGGCAGCUGGAUGUGUCUAUAUAAGUGUAUACAGAGAACUGUACAGUAGCCCACAAACGACAAAAGCUCAAGAACAAGAAACAAGUGGUGCGAAGAAAUGCAGUGCAUGAAGGGGUACAGAGUACAGUGCCACCGAUUUCUUUGGACACUUCGAUGGAGAUCAAAGGACUGCCGAAGGACAAGAGCGACCGCGUGACAUAUGACCCCGGCUUUGAAAGGCCCGCGUCUGGCGGGUGACGACAGUACAGUAGUACACAACACCUGGAGACACAGAGUCAAAGUUGUCAAUACACCCGGCCAGUCAAACUGUCAUGGGGGAGGGGAGUCACACUGUCGCUUUCUCCUGCCCUCCCCUGUGUACAUUAGCAACCCUGUCGUCAGCCAGUGACGCGCCUACCUGUCGCUGAGACAGGAACGACAGAGACACCUGUCUAGCUCUGCCCUCGCCAGCACGACGAUCAAAAUAGCGAUCAUAGCAGCUAAUUGCCGGUACACACGGUGACAAACACACUUGUAUAGUUGGGAAUACAUGAGGCAUGAUACAAAUUUAAAUAUCAAACAAAGCACUUGGAAAAUAAUUUACACCUAAAACAACACCUAUGAUUAAAAGAUGAAUAUGAAACAGCACAGUGAUGAUGUUAAGAAAUAUCAAGGGUGUAUUACUUAUUAUUACGUCUAGUGCAGGAACGACAGCACUGGUGGUCUGUGCUAACCUAACUUUGUAGCUACGGCGACAGGAACACGCACCUUAUGUUACACGGCUAUACCAGGGACUCAAAGACAGGUGUUAAAGUCUUAUGCUAGACUUCUAGACCAGAGACCUAGACAGGCGCACAGGUGUACAGGUGCGGGCAGAUUGCUUCGGGAGUUGUUAUGGUGACGGCGACAGAGCGCAGCGGGGAGUGGCUUGGUGGGUGCAGAAAGUGACAGCCAGGUUACUAUAGACUGUGGGUGGCAAUGCCUUGACUGUCACUACCUUAGCUCCUAGAGUGCAAUGCACACUAUCUUCUCCCAUACAGCUGAAGUACAUACCUAGCUGAAGGGAUCCAGGCAUCACCAGUCAUGGAAAUCAAGGAGGACACAUGAAGCAAAUGUCUCACAAUCUACAGGUGAGCAGAGCCCAUCGAGCAGAACUUUAAGAACAUUAUAUGUUACAUGUGAGCACAGCUUACAGAGCGGAACUGGUGAGAACAUUACAAGUUAAGUUACAUGUGAGCACUGCUUACAAAGAAGAACUAAUGAGAACAUUACAAGUUACAUGUGAGCAUAGCCCAAAGAGCAGACAGAACUGAUGAGAGCAUUACAAGGUACAGGUGAGUAUAGCCCGCAGAGCAGAACUGGUGAGAACAUCACAAGGUACAGGUGAGCAUAGCACGCAGAGCAGAAUUCCCUCUGGUGUACAGAAAGAUCUUCAAUUCAUGACAUUAUCCUGUAACAUAGUUAUGCCCACUUAAAAUUCCUUGCUCUGACCUCUUUCUGCUAACUAGAGUCAACCAGCUCUUGACUAUCACAAAAAGAGUUUCACUUGCACAAAAUGGUACUUAACAAUGAGGAGUCACAGAGGCAGUAGGUGACAACCACUCUCCCCACCUUCAAAGGACAGCAGGACGAAAUGGACAACAUGCCUACACUACAACAUCAACAGCCACACCUGGAUGAGCUGGGUCCUAGUGGUUCCAUCUAUGACCAUCAGUACUUAGGUUUUGACCAAGCGCCAUAUGGAACACUGUACUUGCCUGCAUACCCAACUGGACCACAUCUUCAGAAUCUUAACUAUACACUACCCUCUGGGCCUCAAUUACGGAACUUGUUCCCUGCCACCCAGGACAUCAUGGAUGAAACUGAGGCUAAUGGGUUAAGCUCUGAUGAAGAUCCUGAGGACAGAGCAGUGGAUGAUUACAUGCAUGUGGAUUUAGACAAGACAGCUGGUACACAGCUGGCUGUGUGGUCAUACCAUCUGCCAGACACCUUGGCCAUCUUUACGCCUAUCCCUGGAGACACACUGGCCACUGUCAUAAGUUUUGCACAGUCUGCUCUCAAGGGUAACAUGGCCACUGACAAGGCCUUGCUGUUGUUGCCUGGUGCUGAGCGACUCACUGAUCCAGCAGGCAUACGCACCAUCAGUCCAGGUUCCUCUGUCCUGCUGGUGCCCAAGUAUGACUAUCUUAUACAUGUGGAGAUAACUCAGCUGAAGGUCAAGCUGAAAAUGGCUGUCAACAUCACAAUGACUGUGAGCAGCCUUAAAGCUCAGCUGCAGCAUCAGAGAGGGUUGCCCAUGGAACGCAUGGACUUGCUCUUCCAUGACCAGCCUCUUGAGAAUCAGCGACACUUGUUUGACUAUCGCAUUGCAGAUGGCAGCACAGUGUUUGUUCUUAUGCAGCUUGUUUAUGACAUCUGCAUCACAGUGCAGACAUUCUGGGGCAAGCAGUAUAAGAUGUAUGUUGAUCCCUGCAUGACCACUGCUGGCCUCGUCAACAGGGUUUUGCGCCGCACGAUCACCCAACAGGCAGGGGACGCCUCUCAUUUCUUCCACCUCUUCUUGCCCCACCAUGCUCUGGUGAUGUACAGUCCAGGUGGUGUAUCCAUGAAGUGGACAUCUUGUCUGGGACUGUAUGGUGUCGAAGAUGAAGCAGUUUUUCAACUGUCCACGAUUGCUCUGGCAUAUGAAAUGAGCUUACAGAAAGUGCCUGUCUUACUGGACAGUGGGGAGAUACACAACUUCCUGGUGUCCAAGUUUGACUACUGGUCUGUGCUAGCUCUUAAACUGCAUGGUAUGCUGGGAUAUCCUGUUAACCUCAUUCGACUCUUUCAUGGCAAGCGUAAGUUGGACCUAGCCUCAGCUGUUGGGAAAAUCUCUCACCGUACGCCAGCUGUGCGAGUGGAUUUUUCUUCCAUGUGUCUUGAUGCUGAUAUCAGUCAUGGCAUUCAGCUAACAUUUCAGCUGGGAAAUGGGAUUUGUGAGGUCAUCACAUGCUCGCCAACACGAACAGUUCAUUCUGUGAAGAUAAUGCUUGAAGAGAUUGGUAUACCCAAUGCCACAUUCUAUGACUUAUUUGUUGAUGGUUACCAGCUUCCCAACAAUGGCCGUAUUGGGAAAGUGAUGGAAGAAUAUCGCAAACCUUUGGAUCUGAAACUGCAACAUUAUCACAUUUUUGUGCACAGUCCUAACACUGUCAUCUAUGAUAUGAAGGUGCAUGCCAAUGAGACUGUAAAGGUCUUCAGAGGUCGUGUGGAUAGAAAGACUGGCCUGGCAUCUUCAGACUACUAUCUGCUUGUUGCAGGGCUUCCCCUUUCAGAGAAUGACAGCAUUCCCAUAUUCAAGACACCACUAGCAAUCAGGUCCUCAGUGUUUUUGAUGAAUGCACAUCAGCAGCAUACAUUUUUUGUUACAUGGGAUGACUGGCUGGUCAAGCUGCAUCUUCCAUUUCAUCCGAAGCCAUCAGAAGUCAAGAAAGCCUUGUGGAAUGAUAACAACAUCCCAGAUGGCGGCCUUGCCUCUUUAGGCAAUUUCCUCCAAUGGUUUUUUACAAUGCGUGAGAAAAAUUCUCACCUUCCUUUAGAUGCUACAGAUGAUAUAAACAAAGGUGACUACAAGUUAAAGCCAAGACAAAGAUUCAGAGGACGCAAGAAGGGUAACUUUGAAGACAAUCUGUGGAAAUACAAAAUCCUUCAGAUCAAGCAGCUGCAAAAUGCCCUUGAAAAGCGUCACAGUGAGCAAUACAAGGCUCCGAAGCCACCACCAGCAGCAAGCGUGGAGAAGCAUCAUCAUAGGCACAUGAAAAAACAGCCAAUUCAGCAAGCCAGACACCAGAGGAAGAAAACUGACAUCCGCCCUACCCACAACAGUGGCACCUGGAAACGCCUCAAUCCAGAGGAUCUGGUGGAGAGUUAUUUAAAGGAAUGGUUCCGGCCUCUUGAUCUCAUUAGCACACUUCUACCAAUGGCACAGGCUGAGCAGCACCGUGAUCGACACAUCAGACCACACUCUGCAGAGCUGACACCCAAAUACAUAGCUUCUCUACCUCGGGGGCAAUCUGAGCCACAGUGGACAAGAAGCUUGGGUAGAAAGGCAAGAAGUGAACAGCUGCAGCCAUCCAUUGUCAAAGCAAAAGGAAGUGGAAGAUACGUAAAAAGCCAGCUGCAUGCAAAGUGAGAACCAACUUAGAUAAUAUUUAGACUGCUAAACUGCAUGUGAAACGGUAUGAGGAUAUGAAUAUAAAAUGUGCUUGCUGAGAAACCCA
Pomacea canaliculata is the source of this 4384-nucleotide messenger RNA. RefSeq lists its product as uncharacterized. The transcript is spliced from 6 exons. Bases 1756 to 4296 code for a protein of 846 amino acids. Lineage: Eukaryota; Metazoa; Mollusca; Gastropoda; Architaenioglossa; Ampullariidae. Gene Ontology annotation, molecular function: protein binding. The record is from RefSeq and is a predicted model, not a curated record.